ACCCGCAUUUCACGUUUCCUUAUCUCGACGAAACACUCUGAAACGGAUUUGGCCUUGAAGUCGAAUCAUUUGCUCUCUUCGGUGAAGUCUGACAGUUCCUUCAUCUUUUUUACCGCUUCGAUGCAGCACGGAGCCUCUCAUGGUGUGUGGCAGUACCUUCUUAUGCGAUUGAAUGCCUAUUUGAUCGAUAUGCUUGGCAUGGCACCCGGUGGAGAAUUUCGAGCCGCUGCGCAGGAGGUAAGUAAUUUUAACACACGUAUUAUCUUGAAUUGA
Messenger RNA from Echinostoma caproni, 273 nucleotides. Lineage: Eukaryota; Metazoa; Platyhelminthes; Trematoda; Plagiorchiida; Echinostomatidae. The record is from the annotation of a GenBank genome assembly.